UAGGCAUGCAACUAAUGCUAUAAAAUAAAGAGGACUCAGUCUUCUUCGAUUUGUCGACCUAAUAUCUCAACCAAUAGUUAACAUGAUAUUCUUUCGUGAUUCGUUGCUGUUUGCUACAGCAGUUGUGCUGAUAUUAAAAGCUGUUGAAGUGUAUUCAAUCGUCGGUGGUCAUACAACUUUGUCGGGAGAAGCUCCAUUCAUUGUUGCGCUGCAUUCAUCUUCAAAUUCGGCUUUCAUUUGUGCUGGUGUGCUGGUGAAAGACUCGUGGGUCCUUUCUACAGCACAGUGUGUAGAAAACAAAACUGAAGCUGAUAUCAAAAUUCUUUUUGGAUCCCAUCGAUUGUUGACAAAUAAGAAACAAUUCCAAAUUUCUAAAAUUCUCCGACACGCAGAAUAUGAAGUAUUUAACAACACGAAUAAUUUAGCAUUGCUUCAGCUGUCUGAAGCAGUUCCGAUUACGACACGUGUUUCAACUAUUGCUUUGAAUGAUGAACAGAUCAGCUCAUCUACUCCGACGGUGUUUUACGGGUGGGGCUCCCUGUCCUUUGGAAGUACUGCAUAUUCCAACAAUUUGCAGACACUCUAUCAACGCGCUCUAUCGACGAUAGACUGUCGCUUACGUAUAUCGAACUUACCAGCCGGAAACAUUUGUGCUGUAGCUCAACAACAGCAAUCUGCCUGUUCAAAAGAUGAAGGUGGCCCACUUGUGCGGUAUGAUUCUGGCAAGCUUAUAGGAAUAUUUAAUUAUGGAUCAAAAUGUUCUGGGAAUCUACCAGAUGUGUUUGUUGAUGUUUACGCCUAUAAAUCAUGGAUAGAGUCCACCAUAGCUUAAUGACGUAGUUCAAAUCUCCUGUUUCUGCUUCUUGCAUUGACUAAAUUGCAUUUGUGUAAAUUUUGCAAAAACAUUGCAAUAGAAUAAUACCAAAAUAAACAUGCGACAAAAUAUUUUAAGUAUAUGUAGAGAUCCGACGCCUUGUCAAAUAUUAUACACAUAGACUUUCCUAAUAACCGGAAUUGUAUUUGCGGGGUUGUCGGAAAAGUCCCAACAUUGAUCACAACAUUCUUCAGAGAUACUUGGAUGCUGGCGCAGAAGAGUAGACAUAAUUCCUAAAAGAACAAACAAUUACAAAUAGCUGACGAAUACCUCUCCAAACAUCCAGUAGAGGUUGUCGAAAAGAGCAUGAAAUAAAUUAUCUCAGUAAAUAAUCAACAAUGAAUAUCUAGCCUAUCUACAAUUGGCCACGUGCAGCCAUGGAUGCAGCAAACUUUUUGCAUUAUAAGAUUUGUAAGCGAGUGUCAUGGUGAUGGACAGCGCUGAGAUGAUUGUGAAAAUGAUUUUAUGCAGUGUUGCAACUAUGUUUACAGUACAACAAAAUGCUUUUUAAUUGAGUUUCGGCUUUCAAUAAAACACCAUUAUAUACA
Molecule: messenger RNA, 1422 nt
Organism: Anopheles nili
Lineage: Eukaryota; Metazoa; Arthropoda; Insecta; Diptera; Culicidae
Product: chymotrypsin-2-like
Exons: 3
Coding region: 83-832 (249 amino acids)
Biological process (GO): proteolysis
Molecular function (GO): serine-type endopeptidase activity
Source: RefSeq, a predicted model, not a curated record